Angiostrongylus costaricensis is the source of this 693-nucleotide messenger RNA. NCBI's taxonomy places the organism in Eukaryota, Metazoa, Nematoda, Chromadorea, Rhabditida, Metastrongylidae. The record is from the annotation of a GenBank genome assembly.
AUGGUCGAAAGAGAACUAGCUAAAUCUGAGGACUAUGAGGCGACACCAUUGCCUAUAACGGCUGGAACAGUAUCUCUGGUUAGUGACAUUACUGUCGUAAAAGACACUGAUCCAAUACCUCAUGGAUUUAUUGCCAUAGACUAUUGUGCAGAUUCUCGUGAAAAAGCUUUACGAAAACGCUUCAUUUGCAUUAAAACGGAGCCACGUGAUUCCAUUGUCGAUGCCGUGGGUGAAGUCAUCAUCCUCAAUAAGCAAAAGAAAACCCCUCGUGAUUUUACAUUGGCUGGCGAAGUCGACGGUGCAGCAAUUUGUUUCCGUGUUAUCGUUGUCCCACCAACGUUUGGACUAAAGUACAGUACAAGUGAUCGUGCACUGUCAAGCAAUUCCGGGAACUUAGCUCCACCACCUAUUGGUCUUUAUCCACACCUUAGUCAAUCUGGGUCAACUCCAGCUAAUUUGGACCAGAAGCAGAAUGCAAAUACGUUUACGAUCAAGAAUACCGGUGCUGUAAAGCUUCGCGGUCUCGAUGGUGUUCCAUUUAAACUGAAUCCUCAACUCGCUUCGAAGUUGCGCGCUGCAGUGGAAGACAAUUCUGUGGAUCCGACGGUGAUGUUUGACAUUCGGAGAUUGGAUUCGGAAGAAUUCACCUAUUCUUUUUCUGUUGAGCGUGCUACGCUUGCUAACUUCUCAUGA